This is a messenger RNA of Notodromas monacha, 887 nucleotides long. The record is from the annotation of a GenBank genome assembly. Lineage: Eukaryota; Metazoa; Arthropoda; Ostracoda; Podocopida; Cyprididae.
UAAAUAAGGAUGCAAAAACCGGCGAGAUGUCGUCGCAUAGCGUGGCUUUUUGCAAUGAUGGCCAUUGUGCAAAACGGCGUUCGAGGUGCAGAAAUUGAAGAAAAAAAGAGUGUUCGUGGUCAGGGAACGAUUCUUCUCCUCGACGAAGAUAACUUUACAGAAGCUGUCCAGGAGCACAGUGACUUGCUAGUGCUGUUCUAUGCCCCUUGGUGCUCAGUUUCCAGAGGAUUCCUCAAAGAUUUCAUCAAAGCAGCUGCGAUUUUACAGAGAGAGAAAUCUUCGCCCGUGGCGGCGGCCACAGUGAACAUGAGGGAAGAAAAACGGCUCGUGGGCAGAUUUACGCUCCCAAACUUUCCCAUAAUAAGAUUUUAUCACAAUGGCAAAGCGACUCGAUAUCCAGGAGGAAGAGGGGUGAAGAAUUUGGUGAAAUGGGUCCAUUCGCAACAAGAAAAAGCGUCAAAAACCAGGACGGAAUAAUACUCAGAAAUUUGCAAUGCUGUAUAUAUGCAUUGCGCAGUCUCUGACUUUCGUUUGAUUCCAAAGAGAAAAGCGUAAAUUAUUUGAGCAUAAAUGCUACUGUCAAAAUCAAUGGAAGAAAUCACUCCAUAUAAGGUAUGGUAAUUAUGUUAAACUUCAAAGUGAUACAAGGGGUUCCAGUGUCAGUAGAGGUUUCUACUCACACCUGAAAUUUUCCUCACAAAUCAAGGGAAUAAAUCGACUGGCAAUCUUUCCUUUGAAGCUUCUCGGCUAUUUCAUUAUGAUCAAAUAUUGUGUCACAAAGAGCAGCCCUGACCAAUGCAUAACUUGAGAUUGAUUAUACAUUUGUGUGAUAAAUACAGAGUGAUUCCGAUACGAGAAGAGUUUACUUCCAGUUCAUAUACGGUAUU